GUCAUUUGUGCCUUUGUAAACAAAUCAAAAAACUUAAUUAUUCUUUAUAAUGGAAUAUCAGAAUUCACCACUUAAUUUAAUUAAAAAAGAAGAUAAAAAAACUAACCGUCGAUCAAGUUUUUUUAACGUUAAUCCAAGUGAAGAAGAAAAGAAAGAAGCAGAUAGACAAUAUCUUAAAUCUUUAUUAGCGGAAAGAGCCGACUGGAUAGAAAUUAUUAGAAGUAACCAGAAGAAGAUUAAAAAAGCGAAAUCAAAAGAACUUCCUGUCUAUGAUUCUUCUAUUCUUGAUGAGGAAAAGAAGAAAUUUCUUGAAGGAGCAAUUGAUGUGCAACAAUAUGUUAAAGACCUUAUUAAGAUUUUAGGAAGAAUUUUUAAGUGCACGAGUAGAAACGAACCUUGUACUGAUAUUGUUACAUCAACUAGCAAUGUGCCUUCGAGUAUUCCACCAUCGCCAAUGCCUUAUCAGCAAAUUUCUCCAGCGCAUUAUGUACUGCCGCAAUAUCAGCCAUUUCCAGUGUACUACCCUCAAUUGAUACCAUACGCAGUCCCUUCUUUCCCAUAUGAGAUUGGCAUUAAUCCUGAAAAACCCGUUUUGAAUUGUAUUUACUUCGAGUAUCAUGAUCAAGGAGCCGAAACUGAAUCAAUUGAAGGCAAUGAUGAUGAGCAAGUAGCUGCUUCAACACAUUGGAUGCUUCCAAAUAUAGAUGAGACAUUUAUUGACCUUUGGGAGUCGCUAAUUUAUGACGGAAAUCUUAAAGAGGAAUUGCUAGAUUUUGCUCAAACAAUUUUGCUUUUUUCACAAAAGAACAUCAAUCAGAACAUCGUUUCAUGUAAUCGACUAAUUCUACUUCACGGCCCUCCUGGAACUGGUAAAACUUCUCUCGCAAAAGCUCUUGCACAAAAGCUUUCCAUACGAAUGAAACCGACGUUUCCAUUCACACAUCUUUUUGAGAUCAACAGUCAUUCAUUGUUCAGUAAAUGGUUCUCAGAAAGUGGAAAGCUCGUUCAAAAAAUGUUUCAACAAAUUCAAGAGAUCGUGGAGACAAAUUCAAGUCUCGUUUGUGUUUUAAUUGAUGAAGUUGAGUCGAUCGCUUAUGCUCGUGGAAAUAUUUCUAAUAACGAACCAUCAGAUUCAGUGCGAGUUGUAAACGCUUUUCUCACUCAACUCGAUCGUAUAAAGAAAUAUCCGAAUGUUCUUGUGAUAACAACAAGCAAUCUUACAUCAAGCAUUGAUCAUGCAUUUCUUGAUCGAGCAGACAUUGUCACACAUAUUGUUGAACCGUCGCUAGAAGCCAUUUACAAAAUCAUUUCAUCGUCAAUAAUCGAGUUGAGCGAGAAAGAAUUAAUCAACAAUUUGAAAAUUGACGAACGAGAAAAUGAAUUAAAAGAAACUUUCCAAGAUCUUCAAUCAUCUUUACCAAGUGCCACUGCUGAAUUAAUGAUUGAGUUGUCCAAAGAUUCAAUUGGACUUAGUGGACGAACAUUACGCAAAUUACCUUUUCUCGCUCAUGCAAUUUUCUUAAAAAACAAAAACAGUUCAACUUUAAUUGAGUUCAUCAUCGCACUUCGAUCAGCUGUUAAUUACAUUAAAAAUAGUAAAAAAUCUCUUGGAAAAUCGUACAAUCAAAUAAUCAACGAAUGA
Messenger RNA from Clunio marinus, 1642 nucleotides. Lineage: Eukaryota; Metazoa; Arthropoda; Insecta; Diptera; Chironomidae. The record is from the annotation of a GenBank genome assembly.